This is a messenger RNA of Paramecium primaurelia, 916 nucleotides long. NCBI's taxonomy places the organism in Eukaryota, Ciliophora, Oligohymenophorea, Peniculida, Parameciidae. The record is from the annotation of a GenBank genome assembly.
AUGGAAAAAUGGACAUUUUUGGCUAUGUAUAAUGUCUCUUUUUUUCUCUCUAUAAGAAAAGCCUUAAAUUGGAUUAGGAUUUUACAAUUCCAAGGGUUUACGAAAAUUCAACUACAUACUAGAAGAUCAAAUUAAAUUAUUCCAGAUAGUUAAGUUAAGUCUGACAUAGAAAAUUGUUACAAUAAAGUUUUAAAAUUAGUUACAAUGUUGAAAUUGAUGAAUAGCCAAAAUAAUAAUCAUAGAAGGCUUUAUACGAUUAAAUUUUUAGUUUACUUUAAUAAGGUAAAACUAAAAUAAGAUGAUUAGAAUAGAGAUUGUCAAUAAAGAAAGCAAAUAAAUGGCAAAUAUUAUUCUUAUAAAUAAAUUAAAAAGAGAAGAUAAUUAAUAGUAGUUGAGCCUGAAUCUAUAAAACUUGAUCGUUCAAUUUAUAAGACAGAAUUCAAUUGUUUAUUAGAAUUAUUCACAAUUCCCACUAAAAUCAUGAAAGAGAACCUAAAAAGUAAAAACCAAUAUAAAAUUCUAGCAGUUAAAUAAAUCCAUUUUGUCGUUCUCUCGUAUUUAAGGAAUAAAUAAAAAAAAUAAAAUUCUAUUGGCCUUAAAUAACCUCAAAUGAAAAUCAAAAAUAAUACAUUUUUCCAUUUUAUUGUUUAUUUGAUUUAUUAAUUUGUUAUUUAUUUAAUAAGUAAUGAGACUUCUCCAGAAAAAAAAGAGAAAUAACUUCAUGAAAUGAGAAGGAGCUUUUGGCAAUUAAGAUUUGAAAGGGAACACAUUAUUGAGAAAGAAAAUUAAUGAAUUUUCAUAUAAUUCAGCACAAGUACUUUAAAAAAGAAAUUUACCUCUUUACCUAACAAUUACUUUUUCAAUUUUCUAAAAUGGAUGGAUGAGGGAUAAGAUUUUCAAAGUUGAAAUAGCAUGA